AUGCGUCACAGGAAAAAACGUUCACAAGCGUGUUAUUAUAUUAAAGCAUUUCAAGAAAUUGGGGGAUAUGAAAAUCUAGAACCUUGUUAUAUGGAAGCAAUACCAUCGAUAAUACCCAAAAACACAACUUGUGGAUGUCCUAGAGAGGACGCAUUCCAUGUUUUUCGUGAUGCAAAAACAAGCGAUUUGCCUUGGCCUGGAAUGCUUUUUGGAAUUACAAUUAUUGCAACCUGGUACUGGUGCACAGAUCAGGUCAUCGUUCAAAGAACGCUGGCAGCGAAAAAUUUAUCUCAUGCCAAAGGAGGUUGCGUUUUUGCCGGACUUCUAAAAUUCACACCUAUGUACAUGAUGGUCAUGGUCGGAAUGAUCAGUAGGAUUGUUUACCCCAAUUCUGUAGCGUGUGCUGACCCCGCAGUUUGCACAGAAGCAUGUGGAAACCCGGGAGGAUGUUCGAAUUAUGCUUAUGCAAAGCUGGUGUUGUACAUUAUGCCUCAAGGACUGAAAGGCCUUCUAUUGGCGGUUAUGAUAGCUGCUCUGAUGUCAUCGUUAACUUCGGUUUUCAAUAGUGCAAGUACUCUGUUUACAUGUGAUCUUUGGACAAAGAUUAGACCUGAAGCAAAAACGCGAGAGCUUAUGAUUGUCGGAAGAAUUUUUAUUCUCAUCAUGGUAGUAGUCAGCAUAUUAUGGAUUCCCAUUGUGCAAGCUGCUGCUAGCGGAAGACUAUUCGAUUACAUUCAAGCUAUUACAAGUUUCCUUGCCCCUCCAAUAACUGCAGUAUUCGUUCUUGCGGUGUUUUGGCAAAGGAUGAACGAACCAGGAGCAUUUUGGGGUCUCGUACUUGGAAUGUUCAUCGGAUUGUGUAGAAUGUGUAUGGAGUUUGGAGUCGGGGCACCCAACUGUCCGGAUCCGGAUUUUCGACCGUUCAUACUUACCAAAGUUCAUUACUUGCAUUUCGGAAUGCUUCUUUUUGGUUUAUCUGUGAUGAUAUCCGUAAUUGUAUCAUAUUUAACACCACCCAUCCCCAAGGAAUAUAUUGUACGAUUGACAUGGUCGACACGGCAUAGCAAGAGAAAACGCAAAGAUAUUGAGGAAUUGGAGCUGAAAACUAAGCCAAAUUUACGCGGUCAAGAUAAUCCGGCUUUAGACAUGAGCAAUGAUAAAAGGGAUGACGCAUCAUCUGUUAGUUCUAGUGAGCAAUCUACAGCAGAACCUGUCUCGGGCUGGAAGAAGGCCUUCAAUAAAUUUUGUGGCCUGGAGGAAGACAAGGCGCCUACAUUAACAUCAGAAGAGCAAGAGAUGUUAAACAAGAAAAUGGCUGAUAUUACGGAAGAAAAAUGGCCUGCCAUCAUAGUUAACACUGGGGCCUUGUUCAUGCUUUCAGCUGGUGUGUUUUUGUUUGCCUUUUAUGCAUGAAGUCUCGGUUGAUGAAUAGAUUCUGAAAUAGAUUUUCAAUUAUUUGCAAUAAAUUCAAUAUAAAUGACAGUUACUGAAAACUGGUUUUAUAUUUUUAAACAAUAAUUUUUUAUGAUCGGUUAACACCAAUAAGGUGAAUACUGUAUCUGUUUUAUGAUCAGACAUAUAUAUAUUUAUCCAGAACAUAAUGUGUUCACAAAUGCUGCAUACACAUUGAUUCACGAUAUGGAUAAAACUUCAGUUUAUGAAAUCUCCAAUAAUAACAGUUUACAAUUUCCAUAUUAUGUGUUCCAUGUUCGUAUACUUAUUACUACGCUCAAUUGGU
Styela clava is the source of this 1738-nucleotide messenger RNA. The record is from RefSeq and is a predicted model, not a curated record. NCBI's taxonomy places the organism in Eukaryota, Metazoa, Chordata, Ascidiacea, Stolidobranchia, Styelidae.